Molecule: messenger RNA, 7686 nt
Organism: Apaloderma vittatum (bar-tailed trogon)
Lineage: Eukaryota; Metazoa; Chordata; Aves; Trogoniformes; Trogonidae
Product: centrosome-associated protein CEP250-like
Biological process (GO): cilium assembly
Source: RefSeq, a predicted model, not a curated record
GUACUGCAGUACCGGACUUUGUGUCGAGAGCUGGAGCAGCAGCUGGAAGCAGGAGCAGGAGGGGUGAGUGGAUCCCUUCCAGGUGGCUGGGAGGCCACGGAAGACCACAGCCUGGAGAAAGCACUGCUUCAGGUAGCAGAGGAGCAGCAAAGGUGUGAGAACCUGGCAGAAGUGAACACGCUGCUGCGCGAGCACCUCAAUAAAGCCAAUGAGGUGAACUCAGCCCUCAAAGAAGACGUUGGAAAACUGACGGCAGAUUGGAUGAGGGCCCGGGACGAGCUGGAAUUGAAGGAGAGUGAAUGGUGCAAUGAACGUGAGCUUUAUGACAGCUACUUAAGGGGUGAACGUGACCGUCUGCUCGGCCUGUGGCGUCAGGUGGUGACGUUCCGCCGGCAUUUCCUGGAAAUGAAGACUGCCACUGACCGCGAUUUGUCAGAGCUGAAGGCCGAGCAGAUGAGGCUCUCUGGAUCUAUACUUGUGCACUGCUCCCGCCUCAGCUCCAGCGUGCGGCUCUGGGAGUCCGUCAGCCUGGGCAGACCUGGCCUGAAGGAUCAGGCACAGCAGCGAGCGGAACAGGAGAGCAGCCAGAGGGCUUGGGAAGUGAUGCGCUUACAAGUCAAGGGGGACCUGGAGAAGAAGGAGCUUCAGGACAGGGUAAUGGAGCUCUCAGCCUUGCUUGUACAGUCUCAGAAGCAGAAUGAGGAGAAGGAGAAGACCAUGAAAACACUUAACGACACUGUGGAGAUUCUAGAAGCAAAUCAGUUAGAGAAAGAAUAUGAAGCUUCAUUGGCUAAAAGUGCCGGAGAAGAGAAUCUUGCCCUCCAAAAGCUGAUAAAAGAUAUAACUGAGGUGGUGUUAGAUGACAGCGACAGCACGUUCAGCAUUCUCGGGACUGACAGUUCUCAAUAUGCAGAGUCUGGCAACAUCCUCUCUUGCCUGAGCUCCGUUGGUGCAGAGCAUGCCUUUGUAUUGGUUCAGGAAGCACUGGCACGGAGGCGAAGAGCAACACAGGUGCUAAGAGAAGAGCUUUCUGCCAGGCAGGACUCCAUCAGUGUCCUGCUGCAUCAGCACAGACAGCAGGAGGAGAAGUGCAGGAAGCUGCAGCAAAGGCUUCAGCAAGCGGAGGAGGAAUUAAAGACAUCCAGCACGCACCAGCAGCACCUCCAGUCUCUGGUAGAAGCACUCAAAAGUGACUGUGCAAACCUUGAGAAAACCAGGGAAGAGCUACAGCAACAGCUUGAAGUGAUGGAGCGAGACGCCUCCCGUCUGCGUCAGAGUAACACUGAGCUGCGGCUGAAGGAAGAUUCAGCCCAGGGGGAAAAGGUGGAGCAGCAGCAGACAAUGGAGAGAGUGCGUCAUGACCAGGAGCUCCUACUGAAGGAUUUAGCUGCACUCGAAGGAAAACAUUCAUUAUUACAGAGUGAGUUGGUAGUUGUGAGAGAGACACUGGAGCAAUCGCACCUUCAGAGGGAUCUGCUGAAGCAAGAGAAACAUGAACUUACAGUGGCGCUGGAGAAGGCAGAGCAGUCAGUAGCAGAGUUGACGGGCUCUCAGAAUAAGCUGAGUGCUGAAGUAGCUGAUCUGCAUGUUGCAACAGCGAACAUGAGCGGUAUCAAUGAAGCUCUUGCACUGGAUAAAGUGCAGCUGAACAAACUUCUGCUGCAGCUGGAGCAAGAGAAUGAAGUUCUCUCAAGUAAAGUGGAUGAGAUGGAGAGAGCAAAGUUCUCUAGCCAAGAGGAGCUGAACCUGUGUGAAAGAACAAAUGCAGAGCUCAGUGCAGAGAAAGCCCGCCUGGAGCAGCUGCUGAAGAAAGCAGAGGAGCAACAGGAGGGGCUGCGGGUAGAGCUGAGGUUAUUGGCAGAAGAGAAGACAGAAACCCAAGAGAAACUCCAUCAGGUUUACCGCCAGCAGGAGUCGGCUGGCAGCGAUCUGGAGCAGUUGCGGCAGGAGUCCUCUCGCCAAGAGCACGCGCUGGCCAAGGUGACCAAGGAGAAGGAGCUGCUGGCGCAUGAGAAGGCUGCCCUGGAGGUGCGACUGGCAGCCACGGAACGGGACAGACAAGGGCUUGCAGAGCAGCUCGCAGAGGCCAGGUCAGUGAAGGACACCCUGGAAUCCAGCCUGUUUGACGCUCAGCAGCACUUGUCUCAGCUGGAGAUCGCCAGGAGUCAGCUUGAAAUCCAACUUCACGCAGUCACGCAGGCCAAGGAGGUGGUACAAGGGGAAGUGAAGUGCCUUCAGUGUGAGCUGGAAGCAGAGAGAUCUCUCCUGAGGCAGGAACGGGAGAGCAUGGCACAGCAGCUCCUGCAGACAGAGCAGCAGUGUGACAGUACCCUCAGGCUUCAGGAAACUGAUCAUGAAGAGGAAAGAAACAAACUCCUGCGAGACCUGGCAAGCGAGCGGGAAGGGCACCGUGCAGAGCUGCAGAAGAUGCUGGAGCAAUGGGAAAAAGAGAAGGCAGAGAUGGAAGGGGAGCACGAGAAGAGGCUCUCUGAUAUGAAGCAGAAAGUUGCUGCCAUGCAAGCUCAGCAAGAAGAGGAACAAACCAGAGCUGAAAAUGCCAAGCAAGAGGCCCUGCUAGAAAAGGAGAGUGAGAAGAAGGCUUUAUUAGAGACGCUACUCCAAACUCAGGGAGAGCUAAGAGAAGCCUGCCAGCAGCUGGAGAAGCUCAAGCAGGAGAUGGAAGAGCAGCAAGAGAAUGGGCAGAACAUCAGGGAAGAGCUGCAAGUAGAGCUGCGGGAAACUCAGAGUAAGAUGGAGGCACUGGAGAACGGGCACAAGGAAGAACUCAAAACCAUCAAAGAGGAAAUGAAUAUCCUGCUUCAGCAGAGGGAUGCUCUACAAACGCAGGUGGCAGAAUUGACAUCUCAGCUGGCAGCCUCCGAAGAGUCCCAGCAAAUGAUGGGCCACAAAGCUCAGCAAGAGCUGAGCGAAGCACAGGAACUGUCCAGGCAGAAGAUGCUGGAAGUCGCGCACCUCCAGAAGAUCCUGGAGGAGAAGAGGAGUCAACAGGAGGAGGUAGAACAGCAGAACAAGGAGCUGCAAGUGUGUCUGCAGGCCUUGGAGCGGGAAAAGAGUCAAUGGGAAGAAGUGGAGCGUAACAACACAGAAUUAGAGGCUUUGUUGAAGGUCCUAGAGAGUGACAAGACCAGGCUGACUCUGUCUCUGGAAGAGAAGGAACUGAGCCUCAGAACCCUGGAAGAAAGCAGCCUCGUCCAGCACAAUGAGAUGUCCCAGCUUCUUUCUGAUCUUCGCCAGGCUGAGCAGCUCCAUUCAGACCACAGAAGAGAAGUGCAAGAGCUCAACAACCAGGUAGAGGCACUGCAGGGAGCGCUGCUGGAGAAGGAGGCUGGCCUGGCAACCCGAGUGAAGCAGCUGCUACAGGAUCUGGAGGAGUCCCGAGCAGGCGAACGGUGCUUGAGGGACUCUUUGAGCACGCUGGAGGCUGAGAUGUCUGAGCUGCGUUUGAGGCUUUGCAGCGCAGAGAACAGAGCGAAGGCGUUGGCCACUGAGUGUGAGCAGGCGAAUGGUGCCCGCUGUGAAGCCCAGGCCCAGCUGGACAAACUGUACCUGGUUCUCCACCGCAUGUUCUGUGACAGCAGAGAUGUGGUCACCUGGAGUUCAGAACAGGGUGGUGGCGGGGGCCUAACUGUUCAUCAGGCCAGGGAUCUCCCUGCGGAGCUCACAGCGGACAGAGCAUCAGCAGCCCUAGAAGACCUGCGUCAGCACCUGAAGCAGACUCGGCAAGCUCUGAAUGAUGCGAGGAAGAAGAUCCAGGACUCGGAGCUGGAGCUGAGCAAGAAGCAAGCUGAGCGGGACCGUUUCAGUGCCCACAAUCAAGAGCUGCAGAAACGGUUGGCUCAAAGCCAGGAAGAGACACAUAUGGCAGAAUGCAAGAAGAACUCUUUACAAGCUGCCUUGCAGGAAGAAGCUGCUGCUCUGAAAGAGGAGACUGUGACUCUACAUCAAGAGGUGGCGUCUUUGGAAAGGAAGCUCGAGAGCACUGAGAAGCAAAGAAAGGAUGUCCUGCAUGAACGGGACAGACUGCAAGAACUUAAAGAAAAACUGGAAUGUGAGGUAAAACUUCUUCAGGAAUCAGUCACAGCCUCUGAAACCCGAGCAAAUACAGCAACAAAUAUGAAUCACUCCCUUGAACAAGAACUCCAAACUACACUAUCUAUCUUAAAAAUUAAAAAUGAGGAAGUGGAAAUGCAUCUGGAGAAAAUCCAGAUACUACAGAAAGAAGCAGCAGAGGCAAAAGCUUUGCAGGAGACUCUCACUCGUAUGACUGCCACCCUGUCGGAGCGGGAGGGAGAAAUGAAGUUCUACAAGGAACAGACAAGAAUGCUGGAAAAGCAGAAAGAAAUGCAUAAAACUACUCUUGAUCAGGUUAUUAAAGACAUAGCAGAGAAAAAACACAAGACAGAAUCCCAGCAAAAAAACAUACAGGAGCUGGAGAAAGACCUAGAGAAACAAAGGACUGCUGUCAGCAAGAUGAGCAAAGAGCUGGAAGAAAAAGACCAGGAGAUCAGAUCCCAGCAAGAACAGAUACGGGAGCUGGAGAAGCAGCGAGAAGUGCAGAGGACUGCUGUCAGCAAGGUGAGCAAAGAGCUGGAAGAAAGGGACCAGGAGAUGAAAUCCCAGCAAGAACAGAUGGAGGAGCUGGAGAAGCAGCAGGAAGUGCAGAGAGCUGCUCUCAGCAAGGUGAGCAAAGAGCUGGAAGAAAGGGACCAGGAGAUGAAAUCCCAGCAAGAACAGAUGGAGGAGCUGGAGAAGCAGCAGGAAGUGCAGAGAGCUGCUCUCAGCAAGGUGAGCAAAGAGCUGGAAGAAAGGGACCAGGAGAUGAAAUCCCAGCAAGAACAGAUGGAGGAGCUGGAGAAGCAGCAGGAAGUGCAGAGAGCUGCUCUCAGCAAGGUGAGCAAAGAGCUGGAGGAGAAAAAACAGGAGAUCAGAUCCCAGCAAGAACACAUAGAGGAGCUGGAGAAGCAGCAGGAAGUGCAGAGGGCUGCUCUCAGCAAGGUGAGCAAAGAGCUGGAAGAGAAGGACCAGGAGAUCAAAUUCCAGGAGGGGAAAGUAAUUAUUUUAGAAAAACACCAUACAUCACAGGUAAAAAAUCUGCAGGUGGAUCUUGAUCAUAUGAAAGGCAACUUGAACGGGAAAAACCUAGAGCUUAUGUCUCUGACUCAGCAGGUCCAAGAACUGGAAAAGGAGAGAGAACAGGUGAAAUCUCUGCACGCCAGCCUUGAACAUCUGAGGGCAGUUCUUAAGGACAGAGAAAGUGAGUGUGAUUCUCAAAGGGAUCGGUUAAGACUCUUAGAGCAAUGCAAGGAACAGCAAGAGGGGUACCUGCAAGAACUCCAUGGUAAAGUAGAAAAGUUGACACUUUCUUUAUCUAAGAAAGAUCAAGAGCUUGAAUCACAACAAAAGCAAAUGCAGGAAGCUGAAGAAGUCAUGGCAAUGCAGUUAAAGGCUGUCCAUGACCAACUGGAGCAGACUUUAGAAACCUUAAAAGAAAAGGACAGACUCAUAGACAUCCAGAAGCAACAAACACCAGACUUUGAGGAACAAACAGAACAGCGGAUGAGUGUCUUACAUAAAGACUUAGAAUACACUAAGGCAAUACUGAAAGAGAAGGAUUUUAUGAUUGAAUCUCAGAAGGAAGUGAUUGAGACCUUUCAAAAACAAGCACAAGACUCUGAACAGCAGAAGGAAAUCCUACAAGUGGCGCUAAAAGAUCAAGAGCAAGAAAUUUUGUCCCUUAGAAAGCAAUGUGAGGCAUGCAAGGAGAAGGAGGAGAAGCACGAAGCUGAGCGAACACAUUUUCAAGCAACAAAUCAGACUCUGAAAGAAAAAGAAGAAAAGAUAGAGGUUCUGGAGGAGGCUGUCUCUAAGCUUCAGCAGCAGAAGGAGGAGGCAGUGAUGCAGACUAAAGCUAUACUGCAAAAACUAGAGUACUCCAAAUCUUCUCUAGAAGCUAGAGAUCAAGAGAUAGCGUCUUUGCAAGAGCAUGUCCAGGACCUUCGAGAGCAGAAGGAGUUAGAAGGUAAGCAGGCCAAGCGUCUACAGCAGGAUCUAGAUGAAAUGAGCCAAACAGUGAAGAAGAACCAUCUGGAGUUCCUCAAGCACACAGAGCAAAUGAACGUGUUCCAGCUUCGUGAAGAAAACAUGAAAGUAGCACUGACAUCAUGCCAGAAGCAAGUGGGUCUGCUUGAGGAAGCCAUGAGGAAGAGAGAGGAAGACAAUGAAAUGCUCAUGGAAAAGCUCCAUCGCCAGGAGGAAGAACUUAAGAGCUUGCAGAAUCUCCCUCUUAGGCUAACUAAGAAGAAUGAAGAGGCUGGACAUCACGGAGAGCGAGAGAUGCUCCUGAAAGAAGCCUUGCCUGAGAGGGAACGAGAGACCAAGGCUCGACGUGAGCAAAAGCAGUUUGAAGAGGAGAUAAGAGGUCUGCGGGAAGAUCUCCAGCAUGUUCGGCAGACUCUGACAAAGAAGGAUGAAGAGAUCAAGUACCAGAGAGACCAGGUCGGGUAUUUAGAGAAGGCUUUGACAGGGAGAGAACAAGAGCUUAGGAGGCAGAGAGAACUCCUAAAACAAGUAACAUCAGCUUUGCGGUGGAAAGAUGAAGAAGAGACCCUAAAGAAGCAGAUCCAGAAACUCCAAAAGUGGGAGGAAGAGGAAGCAGAGAAGAGGAGAGUUCUCCAGGAGAGAGACUGUCUCUUGCAAAGGCAGAAGGAGCUCACCCAACAACUGGAAGAUGAGAAGUUGGAGCGUGUGAUUGCUGUUUUGAAGCAGACUGAAAGCGGAGAAAUUGAGUGGAAAGAGAAGGCACAAACCCUGACUCUUGCCCUCACCAAGAGUGAAAUGGCCAACGGGACUCUGAGGGAAGAAAUAGCCAUCCUGCAGAGCAUGGUGUCAGAGAGGGACAAGGACCGGUUUCAGCUGCAGCAGGCUAUUGCAGAAGGGGAGCAGCUACCCUGGCUCUCAGAGAAGAGAGUCCUGCUGCAGCAGCUGGAAUGUCUGCAGCGAGCAGUUGCAAGGAUGGAACUUGAGAGGACGGAGCUGAAGCAACUCAAUGCUGAGCUCAGGAGGACUCUUGAGCAGGUGGAACGUGAACGGAGGAGACUGAAGAGGUUGCUGCCAGAUACACGUGGAUCUUCUCUCCCUGACCAGCACAAGAUGCCUGCUUCUAGACAGGAGGAGUCUCACACUUGCUGCAGUCGAUUAUCUGAGUUGCAGAAUCAGGUGUCGGUCCUGGAGACGCAGCUGGCACAGGAACGGAAACACAAGCAGGACUACAUCGAGUGCUGUGCGAAGACCAGCCAGGAGCUGUCAGACCUUCACCAAGAGCUCUCUUACUCCUUAGCGGCUGUGGUCAGGGAGCCCAGAGCUGCUGUUCUGGAGGCAGAGACCCGGAAGCUGGAUCAGUCUCUGAACUUCAACUUGGCACUAAUAUCUCUGGACCACCAGUCUCCUGAGAGACAGCCAUUGCAUUCGACACCCAGAUCCACCAGGAGCGAUGACCUGAGGUUCUCCCGCAGAAGCAGGAUUGGGACAAAACUGGUGCUGACUUGUGUGGAUGGGCCACGGUCGGUAUCACACAGCCCAGUCCAACCAAGCCUUGAUGCAGAACGCAGAGUUGAGAACCAGCAGAACAGAGCGAAGGCACGGUGUUACACUGCACACCUGGAGUAA